Molecule: messenger RNA, 2337 nt
Organism: Megalops cyprinoides (Indo-Pacific tarpon)
Lineage: Eukaryota; Metazoa; Chordata; Actinopteri; Elopiformes; Megalopidae
Gene: arfgap1
Product: ADP-ribosylation factor GTPase activating protein 1
Exons: 14
Coding region: 218-1516 (432 amino acids)
Biological process (GO): regulation of ARF protein signal transduction; regulation of endocytosis
Cellular component (GO): Golgi membrane
Molecular function (GO): GTPase activator activity
Source: RefSeq, a predicted model, not a curated record
CAUUGCGCUUGCCAGUGUGCAACGUAGACAGUCUACAGUCUGCAUAGCAUAAAAAUGGCUACUGAGUCAUAGCAGUUAUCAUUACAAUUGCAUAUCUAUGGAUGCUUUUUAAAACUGACAUUGAACAAACUCACCAACGUAUCUAGUCAUCUGUAGAUAAACACUGUUCCCCGUUAGGUAUAUCAAAACACCCCGCGUUCCCAAAUAACCAGGUACAAUGGCGAGUCCACGCACUAGAAGAGUUUUGAAGGAGGUCAGAACACAGGACGAAAACAACACUUGCUUUGAGUGUGGGGCAUUCAAUCCCCAGUGGGUGAGUGUGACCUAUGGCAUCUGGAUCUGCUUGGAGUGUUCUGGCAAGCACAGGGGCUUGGGAGUCCACCUUAGCUUUGUGCGUUCUGUCACCAUGGACAAGUGGAAAGACAUUGAACUGGAGAAGAUGAAGGCUGGAGGGAAUGGCAAAUUUCGCCUGUUCUUGGAGCUGCAGGAAGACUACGACCCCUGCUGGACAUUGCAGGAAAAAUACAACAGCAGGGCAGCUGCACUCUUCAGAGACAAGGUUGCAACUCUAGCUGAGGGGAAGGAGUGGUCCAUUGAGACAUCUCCUGCCAAAGACUGGACUCCCCCUCAAGCCAAGACUGGCCUUUCGUCUGCUCACCGAAGUUCUGCAGGUCCAGGGCAGAGCUCAGGAAACUCUUCAGACAAGGCAUUUGAAGACUGGUUGAGUGAUGAUGUCAACUCAUACCAAAGUGGAGGUGGUUACAGCGGUCAAGAGAAUCGCUAUGUUGGCUUUGGCAACACUGUGACUCCUCAGAAGAAGGAAGAUGACUUCUUGAACAGUGCCAUGUCCUCUAUUUACUCAGGCUGGAACAGUUUCACAGUUGGAGCCAGCAAAUUUGCAUCAGUGGCUAAAGACAAUACUACAAAAUUUGCAACCCAGGCAACUCAAAAGUUCAGAGGCUAUAGGCCACCACCGGAGCCGGCUGCAGAGUUAGGCCAGACAUUAAAUGAGAAUGUAAUCAAACCUACUCAAGAAAAGGUAAAAGAUGGCAAAUUGCUAGAUGAAAUGGCAACCGGCAUCACUGGGUUUGCAAACAAGGUCCAGGGAGCCGGUUCAAAGGGCUGGAAGGAUAUGAGUUCUUUCUUCACUGCAAAAUCAGAAGAACCAGCAGACCGCACCCCGACGGGAGAAAGUUACCAGAACAUGGGUUCCUCCGAGGGCUACCAGAACAGCGGCGGGCCUGACAAGGACUUCUGGGAAAAUUUCGGGACCAGCUCAAGCAAGCCCAAGAAGUCCCCCAGCACCGACAGCUGGACCAUCGCCGAUAACUCUGCCGAGAAGAAGAGCUCAGACAGCUGGGAUAACUGGGGCUCUGAGGGGGCCUCCAACAACAAGCACAGCACAGGAGACAGCUGGGAGGCCUGGGACAACAACUGGGAGAACGCCAGCGAGGCCAAGGCCAAAAAGAGCCCCCCAAAGCAGGAAGAGGAGGCGUGGGACAAUGCAGACUGGUAGAGGCCGCAUUCUCGCACGCGUCCUGGUUUAUCUAGCCGAAAAAAAAAACACGUAGAAUUCCAAAAAAAACGCUCUCUUUGAAGGUAGGGUGCAGUCACAUGUUUUCAUUUCUUCCCCAGUUAUAUGUAAAUGGCGUUCAGCUAGGGUUUUCUGUUAUUUUAUAUUGAAUGGAUCAUGUUUUAAAAAGCAUAUGGAUUUAUUUUUGAUGCUUUUUAUCAAAACGCCUGAUUUCUAUUGAAUCUGUGCUGUUUGUUUCAUCAAAUGAGAAAAUUUAAUAAAAAAGAGUAGAAAAUGAAAUCCCAUUUUUUCUUAAUAACAUGAACUAGUGUGAAAAUUCCAAAUUUUCACACUAGUUCUUCUUUGACUGCACCUAACUUUUGAAUCAAAGCUCUUGUAUAUGUUACGUCAACAACAGUGUGAUUCAGUUUAGCAGGUAGUUAGAUUGCAAGUUGUAGAAUUAUGUUUGUGGAACAUUUGUAUGUAUAGCUCUUGUUUCACUAAAACCUUGAAAAAUGAAUUGAUCAGCCAGAGCAGCCAGUCCAUCUUUCUUUGACCAUCUUUAAAAAGCUGGCUCUUUUGAUGGAGAUUUUUAUUCUCACUGGGUGCCCUGGUUAAAAACAGAAUAAAAAAAGAUCUGAAUUAAGUGGAGUCAGUAGAGUUUCCCCCAGGAUUGAAGCUGUGUUCUGAGAGUAGGGAGCAUACUCACUGCUACCCCCUCUACCACCACUUGUUUGUAACGGUUGUCAUAUAUUACAAUCUUAGUACAUUAAUCAUCUCCCAAAACUGAACUCUGGCGGAGGCUGGUAUUUAUAGUGUGUGUG